CACCAGCGUGGGUGACGUCACGUGUUGAGUGAAGUUGUUAGGGGGGGGUAGCCAUAAGCGUCAGUAACGAACGCGCAUCUCCCGUCGGCGGACUGAAAACCUGAUAAACAAAUAACUCAUAGGAGCAUUCCCUUUGUAUCAGAUUUGGGAGAUAUUUUCGUUUUUACUUGUGUGGAGGUCGCGAGACAGAUUAAGGGACCUGUGUGGACGUAGCAGCGAUGUCUCAGGACAAGAAUGGCUACCCUGGAAUGGGGGAGUGCAACCCCCUCCACAACAACGUCUACGGCCAGCCCAACCCCGCUGCAUUUGGGGUGCCUCCUCCAAACUACAUGGGGGCCCCUGGCAUGCCUCCUCCGAACUACAUGGGGGCUCCUGUGGCACCUGGAUACACAGAUCCAGGACCCUACGUCCAGCCAGGCUUCGCCCAAGGCUCACCCUACCCGCAGCAGCCCUACCCAGGGGUAGGGUACGCACAGGGCCCCCCACAGCCUUACCCAGGGGCAGGGUACGCACAGGGGCCCCCACAGCCUGGCUUUGGCCCCGACCCCAAUGCACCCAUGGUGGGCAGCCCUGGUUACCAUGGCGAGAAUGGGCCUCCCUCCUACUAUGACAACGAGGAGUUCACCAACUCAGGCUUCGAGGAUAAGACCAUCCGCCAGGCAUUCAUCAGAAAGGUGUUCAUGGUCCUGACGGUGCAGCUGCUGGUUACCUUCUCCUUUGUGGCGGUCUUCACCUUCCAUCCAGAAGCCAAGUUGUUUGUGCGCCGCAACCCCUGGACGUACUACGUGUCCUACGCCGUGUUCUUCGUGUCCCUGAUCACGCUGAGCUGCUGUGGAGAGUUCCGCCGCAAACACCCAUGGAACCUGAUUGCCCUGUCCAUCCUGACUUUGAGCCUGUCCUACAUGGUGGGGAUGAUCGCCAGCUUCUACGACACAGACUCCGUGAUCAUGGCUGUGGGCAUCACCGCAGUGGUCUGCUUCUCUGUGGUCCUCUUCUCUCUGCAGACCAAGUAUGACUUCACUUCCUGCCGUGGCGUUCUGUUUGUGUGCCUGAUCGUGCUGGUCCUCUUCUCCUUCCUCUGCAUGUUCAUCCGCCACAAGAUCCUGCACAUCGUCUACGCCUCGCUCGGCGCACUGCUCUUCACCUGCUUCCUGGCCGUUGACACGCAGCUGCUGCUGGGCAACAAGCAGCUGUCUCUAAGCCCAGAGGAAUACAUCUUCGCUUCCCUCAACCUCUACACCGAUAUCAUCAACAUCUUCCUCUACAUCCUGGCCAUUGUGGGCCGCUCGAGGGAUUGAGCGCUCGGCACCCCUCAGUGGAGAGAAGGGGAAGCGCAUGCGGUGUGCAAGGAGGGGAAAAUUUAAAAUCAAGUGAAUGGUUGUCAUUUCUUCUCUCCCUCUCCUUUUCUUCCUGUCUCUCUCUCUCUCUCUCUCUCUCUCUCUCUCUCUCUAUCCUGUUGUCAACUUUUCCAAAGAAACCCUGCACCUCUGCCUCCAUUUUUCACCCUCCCUUGUCCCAUCAGUGAGAGUUGGCACGAUUGGCUGAAUGAUUGACAGACAGACAGACAGACAGACAGACAGACAGACAGACAGACAGACAGACAGACAGACAGACAGACCGACCAAUGAGAGCUUCUCUGCCCUGUGGAGAGCAGAUGAGAAGGGCACGUUUUAAAGUCCCUUUUAUUUAACCACUUAAAUAGCCUGAGGCUCCCAUCACAGACACUUCUUUACCCAUGUUUGGUUUUGUUGAAACUCUGCGUUUGGCAACUCAGCACCAUGCCUCGCUCUGUGCUGUACAGUUUGCUUCUGCUGCCGUUUCCCGGGAGACGCUGGCCUCUGUCAGAGAAGCCAGAGGAUGCAGCACUCUGAGAUGAUGAGGGUUGCAGAUGGGACAGAUAUGUACCGGUGUGAUGCACUGUAGGGGACAAAUCAAACACGUUAUUACAUUUGCGCACCCAGAGAAUGUUGCUCUUCUGUAAACUGUCAGUGUAACCACCCGCUGCAUGCUGUUUGCAACACUGCUCAGACAGACAAACAGACAGACAGACAGAUAGACGGACGGAUCUGAGCAUAGACAGGCCUGGCUCUCCCUUGCUUCUUGUUAAGCUGUAGAUAGCACAGCACUCUUCAACCCCCUGCUCUCCUUCCCUCUCCUCCCAUCUUCUCUCUCUCUCUCUCCUUCCCUCUCCUCCCAUCUUCUCUCUCUCUCUCUCUUUCUCUCUCUCUCUGCAUGCCUGCUCUCCAUGUGCAACCCCGACCCAGUGCUUCAUGGGAACUACAACAGAAUGUGCAGACAUCACUGUAUAACUAACCAGUCACUCUGUUUUGGAACAAGAAUAAACAAUAAUACAGAGAAGAGAAAAUAAUAUAAGAGAAGUUUCACCGGUAGAGCUAGACAUUUGUAUUCUUAAAUAGACACAGAUAAAUGUUGAGGAAACUGACUUCGCUAAAUGGCACUCCCACUCCCAGCACAUGCGUCAAAGAGGGGGGUUUGUUUUGGUCACUGACCAGAACUCGGCAGGUCAAAAGGCCUGUCGUUGUGAGACUUUGUGCUCAGUAUUUGAUUUUUGUUUUCUCUUUUCCACCGGAAUCAUGGAAGAUUCUCCACUUUCCACUUUCCCCCUCCUGUCAUGUCCCCCCCCCCUGCUGCUUGUUUAUAGCUCUCUUGUCCUCUGUCUCUUUAAUGUAGCAGGCUUAGUUUUGUGUUAUUUUUUUCCAUUGGGAAUAAUGUGAAAUGUUAAAAGUAUUGAAAGUAUUCUUAAUUUUAUUUUUGUUUUUAACCGAGGGGUUAACUGAAGGUUUUGAUAGUUGUUUACAAGCUCAGAAGCGUUGGACUCAUCUCUAGUGUGUGUAGUUGUAAUUAUUUAUGAUAUAUUUAUUACAGAGACUGUAUAGGCGAGGCUGAAAUUGGGCUGGUGUAUUGGUUGUUCAUCUCUCUGUCUCUGUUUCUCUCUCUUUCUGUGAACUUUGUGAUGUUUUCCAAAAUCUGGAAAGGUGAUGUGUAUAUUUAUGGUACAGUUAUCUGCAUUUUAUCCAGGCUUAACCUUGCCUUGUACACUUGAGAGGGUCAUCAAAGGCAUCGUGUAAUAUAGCUUCAUAAUUACCAAAUGCUGUAAUUGGUGUAUAAUAGUAUUGGUUGAAUUGGUAUGAAAUACACUUGCAAACAAAGCUGUUGAAAACGAAUCAAUUUGGCUACAGCUGCAUUGAAUAAUUGAAGUCAUAAGUUCUUGCUCUACUUUUAGUACGGAGAGAGACAGGGAGAGAGAUGCACAGACAGACAGAUAUAUUUGUGCUGUAAUGCUACAAAAUAGUGGAUUGAAUGUGAAUUUCUGAAUUAAACAUCUGCUGGAAAAUGGUUCAAAACAAAAAGAAAAAGGAGAAAAAAAAGACUGCUCCCCCCCCCCACUUACCUGCAUGUGGUAUUGGUGUGUAUUGAAGCUGUUGUUGCUGGGAGACACCUCAUGAGAAAGCCCAUCCCACCCCCAUGUUUUAGUUCUGUUCUGCAGCCCUCUUUUAGACCUGAUUUCUCUAUUUGUGUUUGUAACUAACCGCAGUACGUAAGCCUCUGUAGUGGACUGAAGUGUAUAGGGUGAGCUUUGGCCUUUGUAGUUCUGUUUGCACUGUACAUUUGCAUUAAACUGAACUGGGAUUGUAUUCCUCUUCACUGCUGUAUGCUUUACAUUAAAACAGGGAAAAAAACAGACACAACUGGAA
Molecule: messenger RNA, 3716 nt
Organism: Clupea harengus (Atlantic herring)
Lineage: Eukaryota; Metazoa; Chordata; Actinopteri; Clupeiformes; Clupeidae
Gene: grinaa
Product: glutamate ionotropic receptor NMDA type subunit associated protein 1a
Biological process (GO): negative regulation of apoptotic signaling pathway
Cellular component (GO): endoplasmic reticulum; Golgi apparatus; membrane
Source: RefSeq, a predicted model, not a curated record